This is a messenger RNA of Nestor notabilis (Kea), 1761 nucleotides long. RefSeq names its product amine oxidase [flavin-containing] B-like. The annotation marks the transcript as partial. The record is from RefSeq and is a predicted model, not a curated record. Gene Ontology annotation, molecular function: oxidoreductase activity. NCBI's taxonomy places the organism in Eukaryota, Metazoa, Chordata, Aves, Psittaciformes, Psittacidae. The transcript has 14 exons.
GUCUCUCAGCAGCCAAACUGCUGACUGAGUCAGGCUUGAAUGUGGUGUUGCUGGAAGCCAAUGACAGGGUUGGUGGAAGAACUUUCACUGUAAGGAAUAAGCAAGUUAAAUAUGUGGACCUUGGAGGAGCUUAUGUGGGACCAACACAAAAUCGUCUCCUGCGAUUAUCUAAAGAGUUAGGAAUAGAAACGUAUAAAGUGAAUGAAGUGGAGCACCUCAUACAUCAUGUCAAGGGUAAGUCUUACCCCUUUAAAGGUCCAUUCCCUCCUAUGUGGAAUCCAGUGGCCUACCUGGACUACAACAACCUGUGGAGGACCAUGGAUGAAAUGGGAAAGGAGAUUCCCAGCGAAGCCCCAUGGAAGGCUCCACAUGCAGAAGAAUGGGACAAAAUGACUAUGCAAGAUUUCAUAGAUAAAAUUUGCUGGACAAAUGCUGCCAAGAGUUUUGCAACUCUGUUUGUGAACGUGGAUGUUACUUCUGAGCCCCAUGAGGUCUCUGCCCUUUGGUUUUUGUGGUACGUGAAGCAGUGUGGGGGGACAACAAGGAUAUUCUCAACGACCAAUGGAGGACAGGAGAGGAAGUUUGUUGGAGGCACUAGCCAGAUCAGUGAGAAAAUAAUGGAGCGCUUGGGAGGCCGGGUGAAGCUGAGGAAGCCAGUCAUUCGCAUUGACCAGUCGGGUGAAACUGUUGUAGUGGAAACCUUAGAUCAUGAAUUAUAUGAGGGCAAGUAUGUGAUCAGUGCCAUUCCCCCAGCUCUUGGUCUGAAGAUUCAUUUCAACCCACCUUUGCCCCCAAUGAGAAACCAGCUCAUCAACCGAAUCCCUAUGGGCUCAGUCAUCAAGUGCAUUGUGUACUAUAAGGAAACUUUCUGGAGGAAGAAGGGGUAUUGUGGUACCAUGAUCAUUGAAGAUGAGGAUGCUGCAAUUGGUUUAACACUUGAUGAUACUAAGCCUGAUGGCAGCUUUCCUGCCAUAAUAGGCUUCAUUCUUGCUCGGAAGUGUCGAAGACUGACAGGCCUCACUAAAGAAGAAAGGAAGACAAGGCUUUGUGAGCUCUAUGCGAAGGUUCUGGGAUCAGAGGAAGCUUUACAUCCAGUGCAUUAUGAAGAGAAGAACUGGUGUGAAGAGCAGUAUUCUGGGGGCUGCUACACAGCCUACUUCCCACCAGGCAUAAUGACUCAGUAUGGAAGGAUUAUUCGGCAGCCGGUUGGCAGGAUCUAUUUUGCUGGCACGGAGACAGCCACAGAGUGGAGUGGAUACAUGGAGGGGGCUGUGCAGGCUGGAGAAAGAGCAGCCAGAGAGAUACUAUUUGCUAUGAGGAAAAUCCCAGAGAAUGAAAUUUGGAAGCCAGAACCUGAAUCAAUUGAUGUUCCAGCUUUGCCCAUCACUACAACCUUCUGGGAGAGGAACUUGCCGUCUGUGCCAGGACUGCUAAAGCUGAUUGGAUUUUCCACUUCCUUCGCCUCUGUGGCUGCAGCUGGGUUAUUUGCCUAUAAAAAGGGACUUCUAGUUCGAAACUGAAGAAGGUGCCAAUGCAAAGCCCCACACUUACUUGAGCAGUUUUGGUUUUUUUCAGAGGGUUUUUUUUUUUUCUUUUUGGCAUGUACUUCUCUGUCUCCAAAAUAAGAUCAGGACUGGGGAAAAGGAGAAGGCAGUAGAGAGAAGAGGCUGAAGGGAAGGGAUAAAGGAAGGGGAUCCAUAUUGAAAAAGAACCCCUUGAAUUCAGGCCUACUUCUAGCAGUACCUUUUUGGUUGUUGAAUU